Molecule: messenger RNA, 3206 nt
Organism: Cyprinodon variegatus (sheepshead minnow)
Lineage: Eukaryota; Metazoa; Chordata; Actinopteri; Cyprinodontiformes; Cyprinodontidae
Gene: cntn5
Product: contactin 5
Exons: 17
Coding region: 1-2415 (804 amino acids)
Biological process (GO): cell-cell adhesion
Molecular function (GO): protein binding
Source: RefSeq, a predicted model, not a curated record
AUGGGUGAAUAUGAGCCCAAAAUUGAAGUGCAUUUCCCCACAUCUGUAAUGGCUGCCAAAGGAGUGACUGUCAGGCUGGAGUGCUUUGCUCUGGGAAAUCCAGUGCCAACAAUCACGUGGAGAAAGAUAAAUGGUAUCUUUCCCAAAAAGGCAAGACUCCGAAAGUCACAGGCUGUACUGGAGAUUCCUAAUAUUCAGCUGGAAGACUCGGGGACUUAUGAAUGCAAAGCUGAGAAUACAAGAGGAGGAACUUCUUUCAAAGGACACCUGCUGGUCUACUCCACCCCUCAGUGGGUCAGAAUGAUUAAUGACACUCAGAUGGAUAGUGGAGAGAAGCUUCAGUGGGAGUGCAAGGCCAUGGGGAGGCCCCGGCCCACCUAUCGCUGGAUUCGUAAUGGUUUGCCCUUGACUUCCCAGGGUCGACUUGAAAUAGUGAAUGGGGAACUGACCAUUAACAAAGUGCAACAGGUAGACUCAGGAAUGUACCAAUGUGUGGCUGAAAAUAAAUAUGGAGCCGUCUACGCCAAUGCAGAGCUGAAGAUUUUAGCAUCACCGCCCCUAUUUGUCCCUAAUCCCAUACGGGUCAUCGCCACGCUCGGAAAAGACGUUUCUCUGGAAUGCAAGCCAAAGGCAUCACCUAAACCCCGGAUAACAUGGAGGAGGGGAGACAGAAGGCUACAGGCCAGCAAAAGGAUUACGGUGCUGCGGAACAACACUCUAAAAAUUGUGAACUCCAGCCGAGCAGACGAAGGGAACUAUGUGUGCCGGGCAGAGAAUCAGCUGGGCUCUGCAGAGAUGACUGCCAUACUCUGGGUAAAAGAGGCCAUGCGUGUGGUGCUGAGCCCAAGCAGAGUGGAGGUGACCGUGGGGGAGAGCGUUGUACUGAGCUGCAAAGCAACACACGACACAUCGCUAGAGGUUGCUUUCCAGUGGUUCUUCAACCAGAAACCGAUCGACUUUCAGCAAGACGGCAGUCACUUUGAGUACAUCCAAACACAGACUUCAACGGUGGAUCUGAUGAUUAGGAGCAUUUUGCUGAAGCAUGCUGGGAAGUAUGGAUGCAGAGCCCAGACCAGCGCUGAUACAGUAUUUGCAGAGGCAGAACUUCUUGUACGAGGUCCUCCUGGACCCCCUGGAGUGGUUAUUGUGGAGGAGAUCACAGAUGCAACUGCCACCUUGUCCUGGACUCGUGGCCUUGACAACCACAGCCCUAUCAGCACCUAUAAUUUACAAGCUCGGAGCCCCUUUUCGUUGGGGUGGCAAACUGUCAAAACAGACCCAGACCCAGUGACAGGAGACAUGGAGUCAGCUAUGGCCGUGGAGCUCAGCCCCUGGGUGGAGUAUGAGUUCAGGGUGGUGGCCAGCAAUGCUAUUGGGACGGGUGAUCCAAGUACACCUUCUAGAAAAGUUAGGACUAAAGAAGCAGUUCCAGCCGUGGCACCAUCGAACGUCAGUGGAGGGAACGGCCGAAGGCAUGAAUUGGUCAUCUCGUGGGAGCCUGUGUCUGAGGAGUUCCAAAAUGGCGAGGGCUUUGGAUAUAUUGUUGCAUUCCGUGCCAACGGGACUAGAGGCUGGAAGGAGAAGAUGGUGACCUCUGCAGAUGCUACGAUGUACAAAUACAGGGACGAAACUUUUCCUCCACUCACUCCAUUUGAAGUGAAAGUUGGUGUAUACAACAAUAAGGGAGAUGGGCCCUUCAGCAAAGUUGUCAUCAUCCAUUCUGCAGAGGGAGAGCCAAGGGAAGCACCAUCUGAUGUAAAAGCCUACAGUGUCUCUUCCUCGGAAAUUAGGGUGACCUGGAAACCGCCCAAUCCUGGCCCAGGAAAACCAAGAGGAUAUGAGGUCACCUACUGGAAGGAAGCAGAGCAGGAGGAGUCCGCAGAGAAACGACGCACAGUUAAAAAUGAAACAUCUAUGCUGCUGACAGGGCUGGACGGGAACAGCGCCUACCUUAUUUCAGUGAAAGGCUUUAACAGCAUCGGCCAGGGUCCUGCUAGUGCAGCUGUCAUAGCCAAGACCAGGAAAUCUCCUCCUGCUCAGCCUCCAUCCAACCUCAUGUGGAUACAAGAAGGCAAUAACAUCUCAUUAAGCUGGGAUCCAGUUAAGGCAAAAGACAAUGAGUCUGACGUCAUCGGAUACAUGGUGUUACUCAAACAGGAGGGCCGUGGCCACAUCCAGGUGACCAGAACCAUUAACCCCUCCACCAUGCUCUCACUGCCAGAGGGGGGCACUUACAUCAUCAAGGUGUACGCACUCAGUGAAGGCGGAGAGGGAGCCUUCAGCACCGAGGUUCGAGUUGUCACCUCCUCUGGCGUUCGAGCAAAAAGCAGCCAGCAGUCAGUGCAUUGCCUGAAACAGAGCAUAACAUGGACAGCGCUGAUUUCGGUUCUCCUGAUGCCUUCGAUUUCUUGGUGAGGAAGCUCUCACAUCCUCAUGUUUCUGAAGGGAGGCCGCCACCCAUCUGCUCCCUAACUCCCUCUGACUGCCUGAAUGCUUUGGCCUUAGACGCCUAAAAGGGCCCAAGGUUUGCCAACGGGGAUCAAGUCAGCCAGAUUCCAUUCAACACCACUGAAGUCAUACUUUUUUGGUUUCAUCCAAAGGCCCCAGAUGUUUUGAUUUGCACAUUAUUUUCUGAACAUCACAGUCAGGUGGUGCUGUAAUGUAACUUUGUGUGGAAAGAUUUGUUACAUGGUUUGUUUUAACCUUCUGGGUCUUUCUCGGUGACCGGUACCUUACCACUUCCUGAAGGCUCCCACAGCUCCAGGGAUCCAUGGAGCAUAAACUAUUCCUUGAACGCUGCUGUGGUAGUAAUACAGGAAUCAGCUGACAUGUUAACUUUCAUUACUGAUCUACAUUAAUUUACACGUUGGCUGCCUAACAGCAAUGCAGCAGAGGCUCCAUAGAGAUAAGUGCAUUGUUUUCUUAUUCACACACUGAGGAGAAAAAAAAAAACUUUUAUAUGGAACCAAGAAUAUUACUAUUUCCAGAUUUGCUUUUUGUACAUUGUGUUACCUUUAGAAAAAAAUAACAGUGAUGUGUGUCAGCUCUGUCCAACUCUGUUUUUUAGUAGCGACUCAGAAAUGCUUGUUGAUACAGUUUGUUCACUGUUGGAUGUAUGGAAGUAGGAAACUGGUACCUUUAGUGCCCAAACUCAUGAAUAGACAAAGAGAACUCUGUACGGACCCCUGGUGUCAGUACAAAUAAAU